AUGGCUGAACCGCAGAGUGUUAAACGCGCGCGAUCCAAUACUAUUGGCGAUGCCCACAACACAACAACGCCAUCAUGGGAAGAGAUCUCCCAGCGCGUCCAGACUCUCGACGAACAGAGUAUCGCCAAUAUUCUCGUAUACGCAGCGCAAAUCCAUCCUGAUAUCAUGAACAUGGUGGACCACGCCAUUCAUGUAAGCCGGGAGAGAGAGAGAAAUACCAUCAUCAACUUCGACGAAGAUUCGAGAGAAGUCUGGCAAUUGAUUAAUAUCACACAUCGCUACGAGCGCAGUUCAAAGCAGUACGAAAUAGCGGGCGAUGUCGUUGAGGAAGUCGUCGAUACCAUCGAAUCAAUCGCGGAAGAGUGUGGACCUUCUGUAAACCCACAGACACGCUACAAUGGGCUCUCCGUACUGCGAAAAAUUGGCAAGACGAUUGCGCUUUCUACCAAGGAUACACUAGGCCGUGAGGUGCAGGAAUCGUUCCAAUCCGAUAGCUCUCUUGUGGAUGCGAUGAUAAAAAUCAUCAAUUCUAUGACAGCGGAUGAAGUCCGAGCGAUCAGAGAGGAUAACUCAAGUCCAACAGCAUUGUGGCCAAAAUUACAGGAAUUGGAAAAGCUGGCCGAGACUGAAUGCAUUCAUCCUGGACUAGAAGAAGUGUUGGAUCUAUUGUAUCCUGGUCGAGGUGAGGAUGAAGAAGAAAUGGAUGAAGAGGGAGAGGAAGGGGAAGACGAGGACGAUGAUGGAAAGGAAUUGGACACAGAGGAGUAUGAUGUCUAUGAAGUGCAGCCAUGA
Molecule: messenger RNA, 792 nt
Organism: Penicillium psychrosexuale
Lineage: Eukaryota; Fungi; Ascomycota; Eurotiomycetes; Eurotiales; Aspergillaceae
Exons: 1
Coding region: 1-792 (263 amino acids)
Source: RefSeq, a predicted model, not a curated record